AUGAUCUCGUACCUAUUUAGCGAAGAGGGUACCCUCACCAGGAAACUAUUCGCGUACGAGUUAAAGACGGGUCAGCAGAAGCUAUUAGUGGCUCCGCCGGGCGGCGGAGUCGACGAGGAUAAUCUCUCCAUGGAAGAGAAAUUAAGGCGCGAGAGGCAGCGGGAGCGCGGCUUGGGAAUCACGCGCUACGAUUGGUCCAAGAACGUGGCGGUUCCGCGGAUCAUGAUACCGCUGCCAGAUGGCGUGUACGUGCAGGACGGCAUGGGCGCGGAUCUGCGCCUGCGCAUCCCCGGCGGAGCGUCCCCCAUCCUGGACCCGCAGAUCUCCCCCGACGGCUCCGCCAUCGCCUUCGUGCGCGACGACGAGCUCUUCGUCGUCUCCACCACCGCGGGUGCGCCCCGCCAGCUCACCUUCGGCGCGAAGGAGGCUAACAAGGUGCACGGCUUGGCAGAAUACAUUGCACAGGAGGAGAUGGAGCGGCGCAGUGGCUUCUGGUGGGCGCAUGACAGCACACGCAUUGCCUUCACCCAGACAGACGCCUCUGCUGUGCCCCUCUUCCGCAUCCCCCACUGCACUCGCCCGCCUGUUGGGGCGGACUCGGAGGAGGAGCAUGCAUACCCCUUCGCAGGCCAGGCGAACGUGAGCGUGAGGCUUGGGGUUGUUCCCGUGGCCGGAGGCGAGGUUCGGUGGAUGGAUCUGCAUUGCGGCUUGGCAGGCAGUAGCUUCGACGGGCGUCUGUCCGCGCAGGUGCAGAACCGCAGGCAGACGCGGCUCAAACUCCUCCGCUUCGACCCCACCACAGGCAGCAGGGACCUCGUUCUCACGGAAUCCAACCCCCUCUGGGUGAACCUGCACGACUGCUUCACCCCCCUGGUGAAGUCCGGAGGGGAGUUGCGCGGGGGGUUUCUGUGGGCGAGUGAGCGCACGGGGUUUCGGCACUUGUAUUUGUAUGCGGGGUCGGGGCGGUGCGUGGGGGCGGUGACUGCGGGGGAGUGGAUGGUGGAGCAGGUAGCUGGGCUGGAUGAGGGCGCUGGGGUGGUGUAUUUUACAGGGACCAUGGAUAGUGCGUUGGAGAGUCAUUUGUAUGUGACGAGGUUGUUUGGGGGCGUGGAGAGGGGAGGGGAUGCUGGUUUGGUGUCUGCGUUGGGGACAGACAAGCGUGAUGCGUUUUCUCGUUAUGAGCAGUUGCAGUUGCAGCAGCAGCAGCAGCAGCAGCAGCAGCAACAGGUGGUGCCGAUGGUGUUAGAUUCGGUGCAGCCCACCGCAUCAUCAUCCCCAGCAGCAGCAGCAGCAGCAGCAGCAGCAGCAGCAGCAGCAGCAGCAGCAGCAGCAGCAGCAGCAGCAGCAGCAGCAGCAGCAGCAGCAACAGGAACAGCAGCAGGAGUAGCUUCACCAGGUCGACCUGGUUCAAACCCAUCACCGCCAUCACUAGCAACAGCAGCAGCACCCGCAGCAGCAGCAUCACUACACCCACCUCCCUCCUCCCUCGCCGCCCUCUCCUCCUCUCUGCCGCCCGCCCGCCCCAUCCGGCUGACCCAGGGGCCCGGGCGGCACCUGGUAGUCCUGGACCACAGCCUGCAGCGCUUCGUUGACCUCGUUGACUCGCUUGACUCGCCGCCCGCUGUGCGCCUCUGCUGCCUGGCGUCGGGGCGAGUGCUAGCGGUGAUAUUCCAGCAGCACUCGCCCAACCCCCGCGUGCAGCGCCUGCAACUCAGGCCUCCGGAGCUGGUAGAGGUCACUGCUGCUGACGGCACCACACUUCACGGGGCUAUCUACCGCCCUGACCCGGCCAUAUUUGGCCCACCCCCCUACCGCACGGUGGUGAGCGUGUACGGGGGCCCACACGUGCAGACAGUAUGCGAGUCGUGGCUGUCAACGGUGGACAUGCGAGCUCAGUUCCUGCGCGCUCGAGGCAUGCUGGUGUGGAAGCUGGACAACCGGGGCAGCAGUCGACGCGGGCUGGCCUUUGAGGGAGCCAUUAAGUGCAACAUGGGCGGCAUAGAUGCUGACGACCAAGCGGCCGGCGUCCGUUGGCUUAUCCAGCAGGGCCUUGCCGACCCAAACCGGAUCGGGAUCUACGGGUGGAGCUACGGGGGGUACAUCUCAGCCAUGUGCUUGGCUCGGUACCCGAGCCUGUUUUGCUGCGCCAUUUCUGGAGCUCCGGUAACCGCAUGGGACGGUUACGACACGCACUACACGGAGCGUUACAUGGGUCUGCCUGCGGAGCAGCCCACCGCGUAUGACCGGAGCUCUGUUAUGCGGCACGUGGGUGGAAUUCGGGGGAAGCUGCUGCUGGUGCAUGGGAUGAUAGACGAGAAUGUGCAUUUCAGGCACUCGGUGCGGCUGGUGCAGGCGCUGACUACUGCUGCCAAGCAGUAUGAGCUGCUGCUUUUUCCCGAGGAAAGGCACAUGCCGAGGGGGCUCCGUGAUCGGACAUAUAUGGAGGAGAGGAUUUACGAGUUUUUGAGUAGAUCCUUGUUGUGA
Messenger RNA from Closterium sp. Naga37s-1, 2484 nucleotides. NCBI's taxonomy places the organism in Eukaryota, Viridiplantae, Streptophyta, Zygnematophyceae, Desmidiales, Closteriaceae. The record is from the annotation of a GenBank genome assembly.